AUGCUUGCCGUACUCUUCCGCAUCGCUGCGCUUUUGGCCACAGCUCACGCCGCGACGCCGGUGCUCCCCGGUGUCUGGGCCGGCUGGGGCGGGAGCAUCCACAAUCGGCGGAUGGCGGGGCCGGACGCCGUCAUUGCUCAGAAGAACAUCGGCUCGCUUGUCAAGAUAUGCGACCAAAGAUACGAACCCGCCGGAGUCAGCGCCACACCGCUCGUUGUGGAUGGGAUCGCUUACUAUCUGACCUGGACCGGUCUUCUUGUCGCCUUGGACUACAAAUCGUGUCAUGUGCAGUGGACCGCCAACAUCACCCAAAUGAUUCUUGACUUCGCACCUCUGACUGAUAUCCAACGAGCGUCGGGCGUCAACCCCGUCUCCCGCAGCUCGCCUGUGACCGAUGGCGAUCACCUCUUUAUCGGAACCCUCGCGCAUGCUCUUGUGCUUGCCAUCGACAGGGAGACGGGUUCUCUGGUGAGCCACCUGCAGAUUGAUGACCACCCGGUCGCCAUGAUCACACAGUCUCCGACUUGGUAUGCAGGCCAAUUACUUGUCGGAGCCUCAUCGUUCGAAGUGAUCAGUGCUUCACUGGCCAACUACAAAUGUUGCGACCACGUGGGCAGCAUGAACUCAGUUGCUCUCGAGGACGGUAUUCUAAAACUACAAUGGAAAACCAUGAUGAUGACGCAACCUGAGAAUUUCACAGGUGACCCGUUCUCCGGCGCCUCUGUCUGGGGAUCCAGCCCCGUCGUCGACACAAUUCGCAACUGUGUCUACAUCGCCACCGGCAACACGCAUUCCGUCCCUGACGAAGUUGCCGCAUGCCAGCUCGCCUCCAAUCAAAACGGCACCGUUUUACCCGACCCAUGUUUACCCCCUGAUAUCUACCAAGAGUCCGUCCUCGCUCUAGACCUGGUAACCGGCAGCAUCAAAUGGGUACGGCAACUCGGCGUCCUGGAUGCGUGGAACUUGGCAUGUGUGCUCAAUCCGCGCGGCGCCGAGUGUCCGCCGGUGGUGGGCCUCGACUCGGAUUUUGGCAUGGGACCGACUCUGGUCCCCGGAGCUGGCGCCAAGACGCCCAAUGGCAAAGACUUGAUCGUCAUUGGACAAAAGAAUGGCAACCUUUAUGGCAUAGAUGCUGAAUCAGGAGAGGUGCUCUGGCUGACCAAGGCAAGUCCCGCGGGUCUCGAGGGCGGUUUGAGCUGGGGCAUUGCUGCGGACCAUGUUGCGGUCUAUUUCACCGCCAUCAACAAUGCUCGCACGCCAUACGCCCUCGCCAACGGCCAGAUUAUUCAGAAUGCCGCUUUUGGCGCAGCAGCUCUUGCGGACGGCAAGAUCCUAUGGCAAACGGCGUCGCCUAAUGACACGGCCAGCAUGAUCGCCCCGACGGUUGUCAAUGAUGUGUUGGUAAUAGGCUCAACGGGCAGGACGGGAGAGAACGGGUUUCCACAAGGGCCCGGGUCAUUAGUGCUUUUGGACAAAUUAACGGGAAAGAUUCUGAGGGAGGAGAAGUUGGCUGACUUCUUCAAGGGCGGCAUCGCUGUUGUGCAGAACUAUCUCAUGUUCGGUACGGGGUACUGGAGUGGACUGCGGCCACCCUUUGCCGGCGGGUUUGAAGUGUGGAGGGUUGAAUAA
This is a messenger RNA of Colletotrichum chrysophilum, 1629 nucleotides long. RefSeq lists its product as uncharacterized. The coding region runs from base 1 to 1629 and encodes 542 amino acids. The transcript has a single exon. The record is from RefSeq and is a predicted model, not a curated record. Gene Ontology annotation, molecular function: protein binding. NCBI's taxonomy places the organism in Eukaryota, Fungi, Ascomycota, Sordariomycetes, Glomerellales, Glomerellaceae.